Messenger RNA from Setaria italica (foxtail millet), 1107 nucleotides. RefSeq lists its product as uncharacterized. NCBI's taxonomy places the organism in Eukaryota, Viridiplantae, Streptophyta, Magnoliopsida, Poales, Poaceae. The record is from RefSeq and is a predicted model, not a curated record. Bases 140 to 901 code for a protein of 253 amino acids. The transcript has a single exon.
CUUAACCAAGAAAAAAGUUCUUUCGUGGGUUCAAAUAAUUCGGUUUGCUUGCAGAAAUAAUCUUGUCCACAGCUCAUCAGAAACAAUACUGAAUAGAGUUACAAGCAGAGAACAAGAAUCAAAAGAAAUCAAGGCAAAAAUGAAGCUGUACGAGGAGCCCCCAGCGGUGAUCUCCAGCGACGCCCACCCUGCGCACAAGCUCAAGCUGCAGGUCACCACCGACGGCCCGCCGUUCCGGUGCGAUGGCUGCAAGGAGCCCGGCGGCGGAAAGGAGCGCCGGUACAGCUGCGACGCCGGCUGCGACUUCGACCUCCACACGACCUGCGCUCUGUCAUCGCCCACCCUGAAGCACCCCCUCUUCGGCGGCGACGUCGAGUUCGAGCUCCUCCCGUCGGCGCCGCCGCCCGUCGACGCCACCUACUGCGACGCCUGCGGCGACCGUGCGCGCGGCCUCGUCUACCACUGCUUCGACAGGGACCUGGACCUCCACCCGUGCUGCGCGGCACUGAGGAUGGAGAGCGUGGUCCAUGGCGGGCACCUGCUCAAGCUCUGCGGCGAGGCCGAACUCCGGUGCAUCGUCUGCGGCGAGAAGCAGGGGCGGCGGCAGAGCUCGUCGUCGAGCAAGAGGUUCUGGGCGUACCGGUGGUGCUAUGACGGCGUGACCGGGUACCUUCACGUGGCGUGCAUGAAGAAGAUCGCUGUGAUGAGCUGGGAGCAGGACUACAAGGACGGCGUCGGCGGCGGUGUCGUCGAGGCGAGCGUGACGAUCAUGGAGGGAAUGCUGCGGAGGCGAUCGCCGACAGGGAAUGCGGGGAGCGGUAGCGGGGUUGAGCUGGGCAUCCGUGGCCUCGAGAAUAUUACCAAGAUCGUUGAGGUGGUCUCGGCUGUGUCAUCAUCGUAGUGACAAUCGUGAGCCUCUUUCUUGGACAUGAUCCAUAGAGGAAACAAGGACGGACAUGGGAUGCUUGCUUGCAUUGUAUAAUGAUGUAUAGAGUAAUGGUUUUUACUGUAGGAUUGCUUGAUUUAAUGUUUUCAUAUUUCCUUCAGGUUUAUUGAUGUAUCUUUGUGUUGAUGCCUUUAUUUCGAAUCCGUUUCGCUUGUGAUAUA